AUGGACCAAUCGACAAUCAACGAAACUCCUACGGUUGAAAAGGAAGAUAUUGCGAAUUUAAGAAAAGGUAUUAAACUCCCUAAAAGCAAUUCCGAAUGGUCAACGGCCAGCGAACAUUUCAAAUUCGCUCUUCAGUCCAAUGAUCCAAUCACAUCACAAGAUUUAAAUUCCAACAUAAAACUAUUAAAUGACAUCAUAUACGAUUACUUCGCCCAAAACUUUGGUUAUAGCGAAUCAGUGCCUGACAAUUCGCUACUAAAUAAAUAUAAGGACUAUGAAAUCAAGGAUUUGAAAAAAGCUCUGAAAACCCUUAAAUCAACGAAUGGUGAACUAGACGAAAUUAAAUAUGUGUCGCAUAUAUUGCGUGAUAAGCUUCGCUCAAACAAUAACAAUGAGUCAAGUCUAGACAGCAGCUAG
Paramuricea clavata is the source of this 417-nucleotide messenger RNA. The record is from the annotation of a GenBank genome assembly. NCBI's taxonomy places the organism in Eukaryota, Metazoa, Cnidaria, Anthozoa, Malacalcyonacea, Plexauridae.